AUGGCGGCGCAGGUCAUUACAAACACCGGCCACGAUGACAUGAUUCACGAUGCUGUCCUUGACUACUACGGCCGGAAGUUGGCGACGUGCUCGAGCGACCGUACCAUCAAGAUCUUCGAAAUCGAGGGCGACACACAGCGCCUGGUAGAAACGCUCAAGGGCCACGAGGGCGCCGUCUGGUGCAUCGCCUGGGCGCAUCCAAAAUACGGCAACAUCUUGGCCUCGGCGGGAUAUGAUGGCAAGGUCUUCAUCUGGAAAGAGCAGGGCCCCCAGAACCAGUGGCAGCGAAUUUACGACUUCCCCCUCCACAAGGCCUCGGUCAACAUCGUCGCUUGGGCCCCCCACGAGGCCGGCUGCCUCCUCGCCUGUGCGUCUUCAGAUGGCAACGUCAGUGUCCUCGAGUUCAAGGACAACAGCUUCGACCACACCAUCUUCCCGGCCCACGGCCUCGGGGUAAACUCGGUCUCGUGGGCCCCCGCCACGUCGCCCGGCAGCAUCUUCAGCAGCGCCCCCGGCAUGGGCUCCGUGGGCAACCGGCGCUUCGUCACAGGCGGGUCCGACAACACGCUCAGGAUCUGGGCAUUUGACCCGGCCUCGCAGUCGUACAAGCAGGAGCGCGAGCCCCUCACGGGCCACACCGACUGGGUGCGCGACGUGGCUUGGUCCCCCACCUUGCUCCAAAAGUCGUACAUUGCCUCGGCCUCCCAAGACAAGACGGUGCGCAUCUGGGCGUCGGAUGCGUCCGGCUCCGGCCAGUGGGACUGCAAGGUCCUCAACUUUGACGCGGCCAUGUGGCGGGUCUCCUGGUCGCUCAGCGGCAACGUCCUGGCCGUCAGCGGGGCGGAUAACAAGGUCUCGCUGUGGAAGGAGAACCUCCGGGGCGAGUGGGAAUGCGUCAAGACCAUCGAGGAGUAG
Messenger RNA from Hirsutella rhossiliensis, 915 nucleotides. RefSeq names its product WD domain, g-beta repeat domain-containing protein. Gene Ontology annotation, cellular component: COPII vesicle coat; nuclear pore outer ring. Gene Ontology annotation, molecular function: protein binding; structural molecule activity. The transcript has 4 exons. Gene Ontology annotation, biological process: positive regulation of TOR signaling; COPII-coated vesicle budding; protein import into nucleus. NCBI's taxonomy places the organism in Eukaryota, Fungi, Ascomycota, Sordariomycetes, Hypocreales, Ophiocordycipitaceae. Bases 1 to 915 code for a protein of 304 amino acids. The record is from RefSeq and is a predicted model, not a curated record.